This is a messenger RNA of Neurospora tetrasperma FGSC 2508, 1652 nucleotides long. RefSeq lists its product as uncharacterized. The transcript is spliced from 2 exons. Bases 1 to 1593 code for a protein of 530 amino acids. The record is from RefSeq and is a predicted model, not a curated record. Gene Ontology annotation, molecular function: protein binding. NCBI's taxonomy places the organism in Eukaryota, Fungi, Ascomycota, Sordariomycetes, Sordariales, Sordariaceae.
AUGGCCAACAAGAGAAAAAGAGAUAAUGCGCCCGAGAGCGAACCUGUCGGGAAAACAGAACAGCAAUCAACCAAGAAAGUCAAGGCCCCAGCACCGACCAAGGCUGCGCGCGCCAGCUCUAACUCCAGCACUUCCGCGACCCCAUUCAAAGUGGGCAACACCUCCCCGAUAACUAUCCAAGUCGUCGCCGGCUCCUACGAUCGCGUCCUUCACGGUAUCACCGCCACCGUUACUCCCACGACCACUACUACAACCACUGCUACCCCCUCGAAGAACAACAAGAAGAAGGCCGCCGCCGCCGAAUCCAAAACCUCAUACAAAGUCUCCUUUGCCGACACCUUCCUCUUCAACGCCCACGCCUCCGCCAUCCGAUGCCUCGCCCUCUCCCCUCCCUCGGCGCCCACGCCCGGCCAGAAGGGCGGUCAGAAGAUCCUCCUAGCCACGGGCGCCACCGACGAGCGCAUCAACAUCUACAACAUCUCUGCGCACCCGCCUUCCGCCAAGGCCGCUGACGACCAGAAGCUUCUCAACAGCAUCACCCCCCGCCCGGUCCUCGAGAACCCCAAGAACCGCGAGCUCGGCACACUCCUGCACCACUCCUCCAACAUCACCCGCCUCGUCUUUCCCAACCGCUCCAAGCUGCUUUCAGCUUCGGAGGACUCCACCUGCCCCAUUCCCAAGGCGCAGGGCAGGCCGUCGGGCGACACGGCUGCGCUGGGAGCGGUUCCCGCGGGUGUCAAUGACUUUGCGGUGCACCCGAGCAACAAGAUCAUGAUCAGCGUUAGUAAAGGCGAGAGGAGCAUGCGGUUGUGGAACUUGGAGACGGGCAAGAAGAGUCGCGUGCUGAACUUCCCCAAGGAUGUUUUGAUGGAGAUUGGCGAGGGAAAACACAGCACGGGCGAGGCGAGAAGGAUCGUGUGGGGCGAGGACGAGUUUGCGGUUACUUUUGAUCGCGAUGUGCUGGUGUUUGGCAUGGACUGUCGCCCGAGGUGCAGGGUCAUGAGGGAGGAUGUGGUGGGGACCAAGAUGACAAAGGUGCACGAGAUCAAGUAUGUCAGUCUUGGUAAGGAGGAGGGACAAGAGGAGGAGAAGCAUGUCCUGGCGGUGGCGACGGAGGAUGGGAGGAUAUUGUUCUUUGAUACGGCUGAGUCCGAGUUGAUUGAGCCACCUGCUCCCAAGGAGGAGGAGCAGCAGCAUAAGACAAAGCUCUUCGAAGCCAAGACGCCUAAUGCCAAGCUGAUCGCUCAGCUCGGCGGCAAGACGGCCGGCGUGUCGGGCAGAAUCAAGGACUUUACCAUUCUCCCCGUGGAGGACGAGGAAAGCGGUAAGAGGUCGUGGUUCGUUGCCAGCGCGGGCAGCGAUGGCCGCAUUAGGAUCUGGCGUCUUGAGAGCGGCGACCUUCGUGUUCGCAAGGAGGAGGAGGGCGUCAAGGCCGGCAGACAGGUCGGCGAGCUGUUGGGCACGUACGAGACGGAGAACAGAAUCACUUGCUUGGGCGCGUUUGUCAUGAUACCCAGACCCGAGGGAUCGGUCGAGAGCGAGUAUGAGUUUGAUAGUGAGGAGUCGGAGGAUGAGGAGUCAGAUGAUGAGUAGAGCAGUAGUGUGGGGUUGGAGAUGAUGUUUUGAUUUGUUUAGCAUAAUUGAUGUAUAAA